Molecule: messenger RNA, 1119 nt
Organism: Phycomyces blakesleeanus NRRL 1555(-)
Lineage: Eukaryota; Fungi; Mucoromycota; Mucoromycetes; Mucorales; Phycomycetaceae
Exons: 1
Coding region: 1-1119 (372 amino acids)
Source: RefSeq, a predicted model, not a curated record
AUGCCCAGUCAACAGCAGAUUGCCUGGAUUAUCUACCUUAUCAUCUUCAUCCCAAUAUUUAUUUCGUUGGUCUGGAGAUGUAAAUUCAGUGUAAUGACUACCCCCAUUAUCUUUUUCACCCUUCUCUGCAUCGUUGGCUUGUGUGUCCUCCUGUUUGGCCAGUCUUCCGAAUAUGGAAGCUUUUCUUUUAUGGCUGGACACAGCCAGAUCCUUGGACAGUUCCCACUGAUAUCAAUCCUACUUUUUGCCGCUGUACUUAACCCACAAGUAGCAUACAUUCAGCACGCAUUCAAAAUUGGACCUUCUAUAUCAUCAUCAGAAGCAUUUAUUAUCCCGCCUGGAUCUACCACUCGAACGAGAAGCUCAGGAAGCUUUGAUAUGGAAAAACCUCCACCUCUGUUUUCCAAAGAACCAUCAUACCAAAAAGAGCUUAUGCCUCCCAAGCUUCCAAUCCCUUCUAGGGUACCUAAUACUCUCGGGAAUGCAGUCUUUAAAAAAUAUUAUGUAUCCGUCAUAGGAAUAUUCACACUAUACACCAUAACAGCCAUCGCUUUCAUCUGUAUCCGCUUAAUCGAAGACAACUAUCAGGUUUAUACCCAUAUCGCAAUCUGCACCACAAUUUUAGCUGCAAUUUCCUGGAUCAACAUUACCAUGUUAUUUUAUGGCACCAGAAACGAUGUUUCUCGUCAUAUUCCCCUGUUCCGCUUGCGCCAGAAUGAUACCCAGCGUGUGUGGAUUAUAUCCCUUCUAUUCUCCUAUUCAAUCACAGGAAUGGCGAUUGUCUCUUGGAUUUAUUGGUCUCUUCAAAUAAACGCAGCGUCAAUUGACAUCGCAUAUUGGAUAGUAAUCGAAGCUUUGCUGGUAUACACACCUCUGGUCGCGCUUUUACUGUUCUAUAUACGCGAGAAGAAGAUAUCCUUAAUUAAAAAUCAAUACAGCUUGCACAUGGAAACCAAGCGUAAGAGCGCAACCAUGGGCCCAAAGUCCCAUGCUCAAGAGGAGAUGAAGUACGUUACUAGAGAAAUAAGUCUGCAGACUGCUCGUCACACCCCUGCUCCUGUUGAAUCCCACUCGCGUCCUUUGUCUUACCAAAACAGAACAGAACCUCUUCCUCUUUGA